Cannabis sativa is the source of this 2024-nucleotide messenger RNA. Its product is annotated as probable receptor-like protein kinase At5g24010. The record is from RefSeq and is a predicted model, not a curated record. Gene Ontology annotation, molecular function: protein kinase activity. The coding region runs from base 313 to 1722 and encodes 469 amino acids. The transcript has a single exon. Lineage: Eukaryota; Viridiplantae; Streptophyta; Magnoliopsida; Rosales; Cannabaceae.
AAAACAAGACAAGCAUUGUCCAUACUCCAUUACUAACAUAAGAAACGACAUUGGAAAGGGUAGCGUUUGAGGUGUUAGUUGGUUCAAUUAAAAGGAGGUUAUGCCGUAUUGGGUGAGUUAAGUGACUUCGUCAACACGUGUUUAGCUUAGACAAUUCUUCAUCAGACGUCGUCGUUCCCAGCCUGUAAUAUUCGUACGUGUGGACCCCAACUCGCUCCAGUGUCGACUCAAUAACUCAUACAUUUCUCCUUUAUUCCAAUCCAAACCCCCAAAACCCAGACGAAAUUCCCCAACAGACUCUCUAUCUCUCUAAUGGAGUUUCGGUACAGAAACUUCGUCAUCUCUCUACUCCUCCUGUCACUCUCGUUCCCACCUUCUUUCUCCUACUUGCGGUUCUCUCCGGUCGACAACCACCUCGUAAACUGCGGCUCCGUAGAGACCACCAUCGUCGACAAUCGUCUAUACUCCAGCGACUGGUCUAACCGAAAUUUACCAUUCUGCCCCUCGGAUCGGUCUGUUGCCCUCAGAAAUGAAAAUUCAUUCGCCGGUUCCUCCCCACUGUACGACACAGCUAGGGUUUUCGAGAAGCCUUCGGAGUACAAAUUCGAGAUCAGAGAGAAAGGGAUCCACAUGGUACGUCUCCAUUUUCAAAAAUUCAAUUCCUCAAAAUUCGAUUUCGGUAGCGCUCAAUUUCACGUUCUUGUUGAUAAAUACGUCGUUUUGAGCAACUUUAAUGGCGGUAAUUCAGCUGAAACCCCUUUGAUCAAGGAAUACCUCAUUCGUGUUGAUGCCGAAAAACUUCUAAUUAGGUUUUUUCCCACUGAUUCUUCAAAAUUCGCGUUUGUGAACGCGAUCGAGGUGAUUUCUGCUCCGAAGGACCUCGUCCCUAAUACUUCCUUGUCCCUAAACUCUAAUGAAAACGUGAAUUUCGAUAGCUGGUCUAACCAAGCUCUCGAAGUCGUUUACAGAGUCAACGUUGGAGGUCCUAAGGUGACACCAUAUAACGACACUCUUUGGAGAACAUGGGUUGUCGAUGAUGAGUAUCUGGAGUCGAGUUCCGGAACGGAGAGGGUGUAUUUCGGUGGCCGAAUCAAGUACCAGACUGGAUUUGCAAGCCGCGAAAUUGGACCGGAUAACGUGUACAAGAGCGCAAGAUUGAUCCGCAGCACCAACGGUUCGAUCCCGAACCUUAACAUGACAUGGGUUUUCCCGGUGGCCGGAGAAGGAUACAAUUACCUUGUCCGAUUGCAUUUCUGUGAUAUUGCUAGUAUCUCACUUGAGCUUCUCUUCUUCAAUGUUUAUGUAAAUGGGAAACUAGCAUUGGAGAACUUGGAUUUAUCAAGUGCCACAAACGAAAUGCUGGCCUCUCCGUACUAUGCAGACAUAGUUGUUGCUGGUUCAGAUAUUUCUGGUGCUUUGAAUGUGAGUGUUGGACCUUCGAAGGACAGCAUGCCGUAUGUCAUUGAUGGUAUCCUUAAUGGGGUUGAGAUCUUGAAGUUGAGUAACUCAAUGGGCAGUUUUGAUGGUCUUGAUUCUGCUGAUGUUGUUUUGAGUCUUUGGCCAGGCAGAACUGGUCUUUUGAUACCUUUAGUUGCUGCUGUGUUAUUGGUUAUGAGUUUAUCUAUUGUUUUGCGUAGAAAGAUUAUUGAGACAAAGGAGUCUCUUGGGUGGUCGAAAUUGCCUGUGAAUGUCUCAGAAUUUGAUGCCAAACUUGGCGUUUGAGCCAGCAAAAGAAGGCUGUUCGUCGUGAAAACGUUGUGAGAGAACGUGCCAGAGAAAAAUAGCUUACCUCAGGGAGCAAGACGAUUGUGUUUUUUUUUUUUUUUAAUUUAGUUCGAACUUGAAGUACCUAUUACCUAAUAGUGUUUACUCGAUGGGAGUUUUAAUUUUGUUUUAUAUUUCUAAUUUUAUACUAGAAAAUAUCGUCAACUUUGUAAUGAUUUUUGUGCAAAAAAAUGCAAAUGUAUAAGCUUUCGUCUAUGUACAUAUUUUUCUUAAGAAGUAUUUGAUUUUGCUUUGCCGUA